UCCUGGUGUUCAGAACGUUGCUGUGAAAUAUAAUGCCAAAGCCCUGGCAGAUCUGGGUAACAGUGUAAAGAAAAAAGCAUGAAGUGAGAGCAUGGAGAUGAAAAUCUACUGGUUUGCGGUCUAUUGCAACACAAGGAGGAACUAUACUGCUGUGUGUGACCAGAAAAAAGGGGCAGGGCAUGACUCUAACUUGAUAACCCUGCAGUGUGCGGUAUUCAGAGGAACGCCUUUCAGUUUCUGAAAGUGACAUCUAAACAAACACAGCAAAAAAUAGAAAGAAACCAUGGAUUAAAGCGGCACUGGGCAUCAGGACACAUCAACUAAAGUAGGUAUACAAAAAAGUAAAUAAAUACAGCGGGUAUCAUGACCUCCAACGAACACAGACCAAGUACCCGCUUAAGCCUCCGCUCACACUCAACUAUACGUUACGGCUCUAUGGGCUCGGAGGAACCAGAAAGCAAUGCAUUAUCCACGCAAACAACUGCCAUCUCUCAGAAACGCUCUUACAUCGCAGUGGCAGUGCUCUGUUAUAUUAAUCUCCUCAACUAUAUGGACCGUUACACUAUAGCAGGUGUGCUGCUUAACAUCCAGAAUUACUUUGGAAUCCCUGACAGCACAUCUGGCCUCCUGCAGACAGUUUUUAUCUGUAGCUUUAUGUUCUUGGCGCCAGUUUUUGGUUAUCUUGGAGAUCGCUACGACAGAAAGCUAAUCAUGAUCGCUGGGCUGAUUGUGUGGAUUGUCACAACAUUGGGCAGCUCUUUUGUAAAAAAAACGCACUUCUGGGUUCUCGUCCUGACAAGGGCCUUGGUUGGGACAGGAGAAGCCAGUUACUCCACCAUAGCUCCUACUAUCAUUGGUGACUUGUUCACUGGUACCAAGAGAACUCUCAUGAUCUCCUUCUUCUACAUCUUCAUACCAGUCGGAAGUGGUCUUGGAUAUAUUUUGGGGGCAACUGUAGCUAAUGCAACAGGGGAUUGGCGUUGGGCACUGAGGGUCAAUCCAGCACUGGGAGGACUGGGUCUGCUGCUUCUGAUUUUUUUGAUUCCAAAUCCUCCUCGUGGAGCUUCUGACAACCAAAAUGGAGCAACCAUAGAAAGCACAUCUUAUAUUGAGGACAUCAAGUACCUCCUGAAGAAUCGGAGUUUUGUCUGGUCUUCUCUUGGUGUGACUGCUAUGGCUUUUGUCACAGGGGCUCUGGCCUUCUGGACCCCCACCUUCCUGUCUCGCGCACAGGUUACUCAGGGUCUCAGACCAAAAUGCAAAGAAGAGCCCUGUAACCCUUUAGACAGUUACAUCUUUGGAGGUAUCACAGUGGUGACUGGGAUUGUUGGAGUGUUUCUGGGCACCUGCAUAUCAAAGCAGCUGAGAGACAGAGUGCCCAACGCAGACCCCCUCAUCUGCGCAGUAGGCAUGCUCAGUUCCUCCCCCUGCUUUUUUCUUGCCAUCAUCCUGGCUGCCACCAGCAUCCCUGCCACAUACACAUUCAUCGCUAUUGGAGAGACUUUGCUGUCCCUCAACUGGGCUAUUCUGGCAGACAUUCUGCUGUAUGUUGUUGUGCCUACUAGAAGAGCUACAGCGGAGGCCUUACAGAUUAUGGUCUGUCAUCUCCUUGGAGAUGCAGGAAGUCCAUACCUCAUUGGCAUGAUCUCAGAUGCUCUGCUCAAGUACAAUCCAGAAUCUCCCAGCUGGGAUUUCCGUAGACUGGAAUAUAGCGUUCUUCUGUGUCCAUUCAUUGGGGUCCUGGGAGGCCUGUUUUUCCUAAUGACCUCUCUGUAUAUCAAAGAGGACAGGAAAGCAGCAGAACUGCUGGCUUCAGGACAAGCUCCCGAACCACCAGAGACAACCACAGAGUCAGUGUGACCUUUUAAAGGCCAACAAAGACCUUGGAUGAGCUUUGCAGCAUCAAGCUUGUUAUUGCAUAUGCGAAUGCAGGUAACGAGACACUGAUUAAUAGACAGAAUCAUUGAUUAUGCAAGGAACAUGUACAAGUUUACAACACACAAACACUGGACUGCAAUCUUUCACAAAGAAAAAAAAAAUUAGGCAUUGCGUUUUUAUCUAUUAAACAUUUUUGUAAUCGUAAUGACUUACACUUGUGCCUUAACAUGAUCCUGCUUACACGUUUUCCUGCUUACACGUGUAGUUUUGUCAUUUUUACCCAUUUAUGUUAAACAAAAUAUUGACAGGCAAAGCUGGGGAUACCAUGUACUUGUCAUUAGAAGCUUUCCUCCUGCUUUUUUUUUCUCUCGGCAGCUGUGUGCUACUAAUGAGAGCCUCAGGGGAACAAGGGGUAGAACAUCCCCUUCUGGACUAAAACUGAAAGCUUGAAAUACUGUAUGUACAAAAAUUAGCCCUCCAGUGUACGGUCAGAGACUUGAAAUGCGUGGCAAAUUAAUAGGCCAUUUAAAUGCCAUAAUUAUUUUUUGUACUGUUUUAUUUCAUGUACUUUUGCAAAGAAAUAAAAAAAUGUAUAUGCUUUUUA
Molecule: messenger RNA, 2482 nt
Organism: Puntigrus tetrazona (Sumatra barb)
Lineage: Eukaryota; Metazoa; Chordata; Actinopteri; Cypriniformes; Cyprinidae
Gene: spns3
Product: spinster homolog 3 (Drosophila)
Exons: 13
Coding region: 364-1860 (498 amino acids)
Biological process (GO): transmembrane transport
Cellular component (GO): membrane
Molecular function (GO): transmembrane transporter activity
Source: RefSeq, a predicted model, not a curated record